This is a messenger RNA of Vigna angularis (adzuki bean), 622 nucleotides long. RefSeq names its product 2-hydroxyisoflavanone dehydratase-like. Lineage: Eukaryota; Viridiplantae; Streptophyta; Magnoliopsida; Fabales; Fabaceae. The record is from RefSeq and is a predicted model, not a curated record. Gene Ontology annotation, molecular function: hydrolase activity.
UCUACUGAAUAUGUACAAAAGGCAAUUAUUCAUAAAUUAUGGGGUGAUCUACUGAAUACUGCAGUUGCCAAUAUUGCACACAACGCAGUUCAUCGUGUGGGUAUUGAUAGUGGGGGUUUGUUAGGGGGUGUGAAAAUAGCGGGUGUGGUUCUUGUUUUUCCGUUGUUUUGGAGCUCUAAGCCGAUUUUGUCCAAAGCUGUAGAUGGGUUUGAGGAGAGUUCGGCCAUGCAGGUGUGGAGGUUUGCGUACCCUGAUGCGCCACACGUCAUCAAACCUUUGAUCGAUCCUUUGGGUUGUGGGGCUCCUAGUUUGGCCUCCCUAGGGUGCUCCAAGAUGUUGAUUUUUGUAACGGGGAAGAAUGCUAGGGACACAGGGAUUUGGUACUAUGAUGCUGUUAAGGAAAGUGGGUAGGAGGGUGACGAGGGAGAGGAACGUUGCUUUCAGAUUUACCAUCAUCAAAUCGAGAAUACUAAGAUCACCAUCACUUCCAUGGCUUCUUUCCUUGUUUGAACACCAACUUGGGAUAGUUGGUGGAAUAAAUUGGAGAGAGGGUGUUUUGUUGCAGAGGGAUCGUAAGGGAGUUGUUAGAACGAAGUAUCAUCACUCGUUUCUGUUUUGUGUU